Molecule: messenger RNA, 3180 nt
Organism: Charadrius vociferus (killdeer)
Lineage: Eukaryota; Metazoa; Chordata; Aves; Charadriiformes; Charadriidae
Gene: STXBP5
Product: syntaxin binding protein 5 (tomosyn)
Exons: 24
Coding region: 1-2910 (969 amino acids)
Biological process (GO): regulation of exocytosis; regulation of protein secretion
Cellular component (GO): cytoplasm; SNARE complex; plasma membrane
Molecular function (GO): GTPase activator activity; myosin II binding; syntaxin binding
Source: RefSeq, a predicted model, not a curated record
AUGUGGAAUAAAGCCAUUGAACUGUCAUCCAAAUCUCACCCAGGACCUAUUGUCCACAUUAGUGACAAUCCAAUGGAUGAAGGAAAGCUUCUGAUUGGCUUUGAGUCUGGAACAGUGGUAUUAUGGGAUCUGAAGUCAAAGAAGGCGGAUUACCGAUACACACAUGAUGAGGCUAUUCACUCUGUGGCUUGGCAUCAUGAAGGAAAACAAUUUAUUUGUAGUCACUCAGAUGGUACCUUGACCAUAUGGAAUGUAAAAUCUCCUACCAAACCAUUCCAGACAAUCACUCCACACGGAAAGCAGCUGAAGGAUGGAAAGAAGCCAGAACCCUGCAAACCUAUCCUUAAGGUGGAAUAUAAAACAACUAGAGCUGGGGACCCUUUCAUCAUUCUCUCGGGAGGCUUGUCAUAUGACACUGUAGGAAGAAGACCCUGUUUAACAGUUAUGCAUGGGAAAAGUACUGCUGUGCUAGAAAUGGAUUAUUCUAUUGUUGAUUUUCUUACCCUCUGUGAAACGCCGUAUCCUAAUGACUUUCAGGAACCAUAUGCUGUAGUUGUUCUCCUAGAAAAGGACUUAGUACUGAUUGACCUUGCACAAAAUGGGUACCCUAUAUUUGAGAAUCCUUAUCCUUUGACUAUACAUGAAUCUCCGGUUACCUGUUGUGAAUAUUUUGCUGAUUGUCCUGUGGACCUCAUACCUGCACUCUAUUCAGUUGGCGCUCGACAGAAACGUCAAGGUUACAGUAAGAAGGAAUGGCCUAUCAGUGGAGGCAACUGGGGUUUGAUCACUCAGAGCUAUCCAGAGAUAAUCAUUACAGGGCAUGCUGAUGGGUCAAUCAAGUUUUGGGAUGCCUCAGCAAUAACGCUGCAAGUACUCUAUAAGCUAAAAACGGCCAAAGUAUUUGAAAAAUCACGGAAUAAAGAUGACAGGCCAAACACAGAUAUAGUAGAUGAAGAUCCAUAUGCUAUUCAGAUCAUCUCAUGGUGUCCAGAAAGUAGAAUGCUGUGCAUUGCUGGAGUUUCUGCACAUGUCAUUAUUUACAGGUUCAGCAAGCAGGAAGUCACAACAGAAGUCAUUCCGAUGCUGGAAGUACGUCUGUUAUAUGAAAUAAAUGAUGUUGAAUCUCCAGAUGGUGAGCAGGUGCCACCUUUACCAACUCCAGGCACAGGUUCCAAUCCUCAAUCCAUUGUUCCACAGUCUCAUCCAUCUACUAGUAGCAGUUCAUCUGAUGGACUUCGUGAUAAUGUCCCAUGUUUAAAAGUUAAAAAUUCUCCUCUCAAGCAGUCUCCAGGCUACCAAAUUGAGCUAGUUAUCCAGCUAGUGUGGGUGAGUGGAGAACCUCCUCAACAGAUAACUAGCUUAGCAGUCAACUCGGCGUACGGCCUAGUAGUUUUUGGAAACUGUAAUGGUAUUGCCAUGGUUGAUUACCUCCAGAAGACAGUGCUCUUGAAUCUAGGCACUAUUGAACUUUAUGGCUCCAAUGAUCCUUAUCGCAGGGAGCCACGAUCUCCCCGAAAAACUCGGCAACCAUCUGGAGGUCUUUGUGAUAUUAAUGAAGGUACAAUGGUGCCAGAGGAUCGCUGCAAAUCACCCACUUCAGGUUCUGGUUCACCAAACAAUUCUGAUGAUGAUCAAAAAAUGAAUAAUUUUAUAGAAAAGGUGAAGACCAAAAGCAGAAAGUUUUCCAAGAUGGUAGCCAAUGACAUAGCAAAGAUGUCCAGGAAGCUAAGUUUGCCAACUGAGUUAAAGCCUGAUUUAGAUGUCAAAGACAACUCUUUCAGUCGAUCCCGGAGUUCUAGUGUAACUAGCAUUGAUAAGGAGUCACGCGAGGCAAUUUCAGCUCUUCAUUUUUGUGAGACUUUCACAAGAAAGGCUGAUACAUCACCUUCCCCAUGCCUGUGGGUUGGGACCACGCUGGGUACAGUGCUUGUCAUUGUACUGAAUUUACCCCCAGGAGGAGAGCAAAGACUUCUUCAGCCAGUAAUUGUUUCUCCUAGUGGAACCAUCCUGAGGCUAAAAGGGGCAAUCUUGAGAAUGGCUUUUCUAGAUACCACAGGAUCUUUGGUCCCACCAGCACAUGAACCCUGGAGAGAACACAAUGUUCCUGAAGAUAAAGAUGAAAAAGAGAAAUCGAAAAAGCGACGACCUGUCUCAGUGUCCCCUUCUUCCUCUCAGGAAAUCAGUGAAAACCAAUAUGCAGUGAUAUGUUCAGAAAAGCAAGCAAAAGUUAUCUCACUGCCAUCCCAGAACUGUGUUUAUAAGCAAAACAUAACAGAGACUUCUUUUGUUCUUCGUGGAGACAUAGUGUCAUUGAGUAACAGUAUCUGCCUUGCAUGUUUCUGUGCCAAUGGACAUAUUAUGACUUUUAGUUUGCCAAGUUUAAGGCCACUGUUGGAUGUAUAUUACCUGCCACUCACCAAUAUGCGGAUAGCCAGAACAUUCUGCUUCACCAAUAAUGGACAAGCACUCUAUCUUGUCUCACCAACUGAGAUACAGAGGCUCACCUACAGUCAAGAAACAUGUGAAAAUCUUCAGGAAAUGUUGGGUGAGCUCUUCACUCCAGUAGAAACACCGGAAGCACCAAACAGGGGCUUCUUUAAAGGUCUGUUUGGAGGUGGGGCACAGUCACUUGACAGAGAAGAACUCUUUGGAGAAUCAGCAUCUGGGAAGGCAUCAAGGAGUCUUGCCCAGCAUAUUCCAGGGCCUGGGGGUAUUGAAGGUGUCAAAGGAGCAGCAUCUGGUGUAGUUGGUGAACUAGCACGAGCCCGGUUGGCACUAGAUGAAAGAGGACAGAAACUAGGAGAACUAGAAGAAAAAACUGCAGCUAUGCUUUACAGUGCUGAUUCUUUCUCUAAACAUGCUCAUGAGAUGAUGUUGAAGUACAAAGACAAGAAGUGGUACCAAUUCUGAUGAUGCUCAUCAAUUACAUCUGUUUAAUUUUGUCCUGAUGAAAAAAUCUUGGUUUUUCAUUAAUUUUGGCAGGACCAUUGAAAUUUAAAGGAGUAUUCACCAUUGGAUACUGUUGUUUCCUAGCACAAAUCACACACUGUUUUACCUCAGUCAUGGCUUUAACUGAGGAGCUUUAUAUUUAAAAGAAACACACAUGAAAAAACAAACUUGAGUGUUUCUUAGCUGUUGGUUAGCUGAGAGGUGGAACACAGAAGGUAACUAGAACAUGUG